AAAUCUAACCAGUCACUGACCAAUCCGAGACGCCAGAUUCGAAAAGGGGCGUGGCCGAUGGUCACUGACUGUGUCUGCAGUACUGGAAUAAGCACACACCUUCAGCAUGGCGGAACCUGGACAAGACAAGAGUGCUUCAACAGGCGAGCUCCAGAGCGUCGUUCCUGACGAUGAGGGUAAAUCAAAAUUUAAGAGAGCCGAAAACAUCAUGUUUUACAAGAGACAGAAAGCCAGAGCUGCGUCUCAGUACUGUGCCUUAUUGGACACUUUAAGCCUGCGAGAGAGAGGAGCAGCUGUGGAGCUGUGUGUGUACAACUCUCAGUCUGAACAGGAACACUUGCUUCUCCUAAUCCAUAAAAUUCCUAAUGGAACGUUGAGAUUUACGAUUGAUGAACUGCAGCCUGUCAGAGCACGCUAUAAAGCUGAAGAUGUCUUAAUGGGAGAACCAAAAUAUGAGCAGUUGAGGAUUGAGUGGAAGAGAGUUGACUGUGUUUCUCUGACAUGGGGUUCAGGGCAGUACCAUGUCCACAUCUUUGCUUUCCCUUUCCACCUAGAGAUUCUCUGUGGGGACAAGGCAUUGGUCACAUUUAAUCCUGAAGGCAGAUUCUGCUUUGAGACUCUGUCUAAUCCAGCCAGGCCAUCCUCUAGUUCACCUCAGGGUAAAGAAAAUACAGGGCUGUGGAAAGAGACAUUCAGACAGUUUCAAGACAUCAACGCAAAUGGUCCCAGUUCAGUGGGUAUUGACCUUAGGCUCCAUGGUUUCAGCCAUGCUUAUGGUAUUCCUGAGCAUGCAGAUUCUCUCCAAUUGAAGGACACCAGUGGUGGUGAACCGUAUCGACUGUACAACCUGGAUGUGUUUGCCUACAAGAUCAACAGCAGACUGGGGCUUUAUGGUUCUGUUCCUCUUCUGUUAGCUCACAACCUAGACAGGACGCUGGGCAUCUUCUGGCUCAACCCCUCAGAAACUCUGGUAGAUCUGCAGUAUGACUCAAGCGAUCAGGAGGAAGAAGAUGCCCCACAAGUGAAGAAGAGAAGGGUAGAUUCUCAAAUUGAUGUGCACUGGGUGUCAGAGAGUGGAAUAAUUGAUUGUUUCAUACUGCUUGGACCUUCCCCCACCAAAGUGUUUUCUCAGUAUGCACAGCUCACAGGAUACCAAGCCUUGCCACCUUUGUUUUCUCUGGGAUAUCACCAGUGUCGCUGGAACUAUAAGGAUGAAAAGGAUGUGAAAGCCGUUGAUGCUGGCUUCGAUCUCCAUACCAUCCCUUAUGAUGUAAUCUGGCUGGACAUAGACCACACUGAAGGCAAGCGCUACUUUACCUGGGAUUCCAAACUGUUUCCUAACCCAGUGGAUAUGCAGCUCCAUCUGCAGAGAAAGAACAGGAAGUUGGUGGUUAUCAAUGAUCCCCAUAUCAAGGCUGACCUUGAUUGGCCUUUUUUCUGUGAAUCCAGAGAUGGAGGCCAUUUUGUGAAGGACAGAGAUGGUGGACUUUACCAUGGAACAUGCUGGCCAGGUGAUUCCUGCUACUUGGACUUCAGUAGCUCAAGGACACGGUCAUGGUAUGCCAGGCAGUUCUCACUUGACAAGUAUAAAGGGUCUACAGAGUCCUUGUUUGUGUGGAAUGACAUGAACGAGCCCUCUGUCUUUUAUGGACCCGAGCAGACAAUGCCUAAAGACUUGCUUCAUUAUUCAGGCUGGGAACAUAGGGAAUUACACAACCUGUAUGGCUUCUUCCAGCACAUGGCUACUUUUGAGGGUUUGAUAACUCGCUCUGCUGGCUUGGAGAGACCAUUUGUUCUGUCACGCUCCUUCUUUGCAGGGUCUCAGAGAAUGGGUGCUGUAUGGACAGGAGACAAUGUUGCUACCUGGGAGUAUCUGAAGAUCUCAAUCCCUAUGCUGUUGUCACUGAGUGUAACUGGAAUGCAGUUUUGUGGUGCUGAUGUAGGUGGCUUUGUGCAGGAUCCUGACCCGGAGUUGCUGGUGCGUUGGUACCAGGCGGGCGCGCUGCAGCCUUUCUAUAGAGGCCACUCGGCUAAACAGACCAAGCGGCGUGAGCCCUGGCUGUUUGGGGAUGCAGUUACUUCAGCAGUGCGAGCAGCAAUCCAGCAGAGAUAUUGCCUCUUGCCUUAUUGGUACACACUCUUUCACCUAGCCCAUACCUCAGCAUUGCCCCCAAUGAGACCACUGUGGGUGGAGUUUCCAAAGGAGACCGAAACCUUCACUGUGGAAAACCAGUACAUGAUUGGCAAUGCUCUCCUGGCUUGUCCUGUGACUGACCCAAGAGUCACAGAGGUCAGGAUUUUACUACCGGGGUCAGAUGAGCUGUGGUAUGAUGUCAGCAACGGAGGUGUGCACAGAGGAGGCAAGGUUCUGACACUUCCUGUGACACUGGAGACAGUGCCUGUGCUCCAGCGUGGAGGAACAAUUGUGACGAGGAGAACAGGCUGUGGUUCCUGUACUGCUGAUCUCAAACAACAUCCUUUCACUCUUACUAUAGCCCUGGACCUGGAGGGCAAUGCUGAAGGUCUGCUGUAUGAGGAUGAUGGACACUCCUUCAGCUACAGGGACAAAAAGCAGUUCUGUUUGCGUAAAUUCUCUAUGCAUUCUGGCAGACUCAGUAGCAGCUGUGCAGAUGAAGAAGCGCUCUUUAUCUCUGGUGGUAAACUGGAGUCAGUGGUGAUUCUGGGUCAGAAAAAAGUGAAAAAGAAUCCUACUCUAAAAUCAACUGCAGGGAAAAGAAAAAUCAAAUUUGAGUUUCAACCAAAGCAAGCUCUGCUGACGCUGACGGGCUUGGACCUGGAUAUACACACAGAUUGGGAAAUCAGAAUUAAUAAUUAGUAGUUUAUUAAUCAUUAGCAAGAAAACAUUUCAGGGUCUUCUCUGUGCAUGUUCAGUUUUUGUUGUAAGUUAACGUUGGGUUUUAUAGUUUUUAUAACAUUGACAGACGUUUUAUUUUUAUGUUUUAUGGUAUUAAGGCACAUAAUUGUGAGUUCGAAAUCUCUGGAAGGAACUCAAAAGGGAAGUUGAAAAUUGAAGCACUGUAAUCUAUCUAAUUUAUUAACUUCCUGUUUUUGUUUUAAUGUUUGGCCAUAAAGCCCUGUACUAUAGCCAUGAUUUAUAUAACAAAGCUAAUUUUGCACUGUUUUGUUACAACAGUCAAGGAGAGUCAAAUAAACCUGUGUCUCUGAUCUUUUUUAUGUAAUUAAUAAGUUUUUUGCUGCUGUAGGUGGUGAAAACACACACACACAUGCAGCAGCUCAUGUGCUGUUGCCUUUUCACAUUGUUUGUAUUCCAAACUGUACUUUAAAUAUAGAGCAUCAUAUAGAAUCACAUGGUUGAUACUUGGAAAGGAAACCAGUGGCUUUAUUAAAAAGUGGGGGGAGGGGGCAUUUUGUCUACAUGAUUUUUUGAGUCCCCAUGUUCUUCUGUCUAAUCACCUUUUAUGCUAUGAUAAAACAUUUUAAUCUUGAUCAGAGUGGACUAUUUCAGGAUCACAAGAUCCUCAGCCAUAGUGCAUGAAAAUUUGAUGAUCAUGCAUGAAUCAUAUGACCUGGCCUUUUUGGACCAGCAUGUUAUGCAAUACUCUCCACUAUCAUCAUCAUCAUCAUCAUCAAAACACCAUCUGAGGCAGAAAUCUUUGGAAGAAUUCUGUUCAUACUUCCAGUAUAAUUCCAGAGAUAUGUACAAUCAAUUUCAAGAUGUUCUGGUGGCUUGUGGAGUCCCAACACAUUUAAUACAUUUUUAUGUUGUUGUUUUUUUCAACAGCUGUCUGUUUGAGGUAUUGUACAAAUUGAGGGAUGUGUUGAAUUACAGGUUUUGGGUGCAUGACAAUUGUUUUUGUCCUCAAUAAGUGUUCAUAAAAUUCUUCCCAUUAUUAAAGGUAUAACUAGGAAACCGGAACCA
Molecule: messenger RNA, 3901 nt
Organism: Hemibagrus wyckioides
Lineage: Eukaryota; Metazoa; Chordata; Actinopteri; Siluriformes; Bagridae
Gene: ganc
Product: glucosidase, alpha; neutral C
Exons: 24
Coding region: 107-2836 (909 amino acids)
Biological process (GO): carbohydrate metabolic process; N-glycan processing
Molecular function (GO): alpha-1,4-glucosidase activity; carbohydrate binding
Source: RefSeq, a predicted model, not a curated record